Racocetra persica is the source of this 477-nucleotide messenger RNA. The record is from the annotation of a GenBank genome assembly. Lineage: Eukaryota; Fungi; Glomeromycota; Glomeromycetes; Diversisporales; Gigasporaceae.
CAAAUACAAAGCAUGCAUUCAAAAGUUCAAGAACGCAAGAUAACUAUUAAUAAUGAAGAUAAAUAUUUACAAAAUGAAAUAUUUAAUAGUGAAUAUGAAUCUACACAACUAUUCUUUGUUUGGAAAUCUGAAACAUAUAGUCAAGAAAUAUCAACAUUGUUGAGUGGAGAUGCAGUAACAAUAAAGGCAGAUAUAGCAAAAAGUUAUCAUGAUGAUAAAAAUACAAUAAAGUUUAAUAAGAUAGGUAUUAAAUUUAAAGUUAAACAAGAUGAAACUAAGCAAAGUGAACUUGAUAAUAAAUUGAAAUACUUUGAUGUUAAAAUAACGCAUUUGGGCAAUUCAUAUUAUAAAUAUAAUAAUAAGUUUUAUGUGAUGGCAAAUGAAGAAUAUGAUAUUGAUUAUAGUUUUGAAAAAGAUAAUUACGGACAAACACUCAGAUACAAUGAAGUAUACAAAAAAUUAAGAAAGGGGAAUUAA